Olea europaea var. sylvestris is the source of this 432-nucleotide messenger RNA. RefSeq names its product MADS-box protein EJ2-like. Gene Ontology annotation, molecular function: RNA polymerase II cis-regulatory region sequence-specific DNA binding; protein dimerization activity; DNA-binding transcription factor activity, RNA polymerase II-specific. Gene Ontology annotation, biological process: positive regulation of transcription by RNA polymerase II. The coding region runs from base 1 to 432 and encodes 143 amino acids. The record is from RefSeq and is a predicted model, not a curated record. The transcript has 3 exons. NCBI's taxonomy places the organism in Eukaryota, Viridiplantae, Streptophyta, Magnoliopsida, Lamiales, Oleaceae.
AUGGGCAGGGGGAGAGUGGAAUUGAAGAGGAUUGAGAACAAGAUUAAUCGGCAGGUGACAUUUGCGAAACGAAGAAAUGGGUUGCUCAAGAAAGCCUACGAACUCUCUGUUCUGUGUGAUGCCGAGGUUGCGCUUGUCAUCUUUUCUAACCGCGGGAAGCUCUACGAGUUCUGCAGCACCUCCAAGUAUUUUAUUUUAUUUUUUUAUCUUAAACCUAAUAAUAGUUAUAUGAGACUACAGUAUAAUAUAUUGACCCUAUUCUAUGAUAUCAUCAUGAAGGUUCUUAAUGCUUUAAAUUAUAUAAAGGAUCUAAAACAUCAAUCACAAGUUUUUGCUUUAAUUAAUCUAACAUUGCAUGAUAUUAAUGUGGAAAUAUUUAUCCUUGUGCUUCAUAUUAUGUCUAAGAUUGUAGGCAUAAUUAAGUUUGGUUAA